GGUCGAGCUCUCAGAGGAUUCACAACCCGCUCUUCAUCAUGGCAUCAACAAGAGGAAAAACCGCACUCGCAUUCACCCGUCAAUGGCACCAAGUCGACGCAUCAGGCAGGACCCUCGGACAGCUCGCAAGUCGGAUAGCUUAUGUGUUGAUGGGGAAACAUAAACCGACUUAUGAUCCGGCAGUGGACGCCGGCGACUACGUAUCAGUAACCAACGCCACGCAAGUCCACCUCUCGGGAAAAAAAUCGGAGGAUAAAGUGUACCGACACUAUUCGGGGUUCAUGGGCGGGUUGAAGGAGGUACCUAUCGGGAGGAUGAGGGAGAGGAGAGGAGAGGAUAUAAUCAAAAAAGCAGUAUCAGGCAUGUUACCGAAAAACACCUUCCGGGACCGUCGACUGGCCCGGUUGAAGAUCACGACGGGCGAGGUGGAUCCGUACGCUUCGAACGGGUUGAAGGUUUAUACGGGCGAGGAGACGAAGUGAGGGUGAGGGUGAGAGUGAACUGGGAGUGGAGAUAGACGGGACCAUGGGGAGGGGAGAAGGGGUGCGAGGAGGAUCGAGUCGGACGAUGGGAUGCACGGGAAGUCGAGAGAGGGGGAAUGAGAGUAUCGUCAGAAUGGACUGACAUGAUUGUAAAGUAUGGUAUAGCAUUGUAUUUACAACCAACACAUUGCGUUUCGCGUUGAGUUCGCGUCCGAUUCUUUUGAUCAUCGCGGUUCACGACCUAUUCUGGCCGAUCAGAAGUGAGCGUUUCCAAGGGUUCGGGCUGUCGAGAUCUGGGCGGAGCGAUGGGCGUGAUCGAGACCAGGACGAGGUUGAGGUUCAGGCCAGUCCAGGAAGUGGGAUCGAGAUGGAGGCGGAGGGGGACGACGAACGGUCGGCGCAGAGAG
Molecule: messenger RNA, 889 nt
Organism: Filobasidium floriforme
Lineage: Eukaryota; Fungi; Basidiomycota; Tremellomycetes; Filobasidiales; Filobasidiaceae
Product: putative mitochondrial ribosomal protein L23
Exons: 4
Coding region: 39-482 (147 amino acids)
Biological process (GO): negative regulation of translation; translation
Cellular component (GO): ribosome; mitochondrial large ribosomal subunit
Molecular function (GO): mRNA binding; structural constituent of ribosome
Source: RefSeq, a predicted model, not a curated record